Molecule: messenger RNA, 1743 nt
Organism: Xenia sp. Carnegie-2017
Lineage: Eukaryota; Metazoa; Cnidaria; Anthozoa; Malacalcyonacea; Xeniidae
Product: UNC93-like protein MFSD11
Exons: 18
Coding region: 114-1481 (455 amino acids)
Source: RefSeq, a predicted model, not a curated record
AUUAGAAAAAGUGAAGAAACUGGAAGAAACUCGUUUACUCGAAGGAGUUUUACCAAAUUUGUUUAUUUUGGAAGUUAGAAAUCAGAUUUAUCGAAGAAGCAAAGCUUUGAGAGAUGGCUGAUGUUCGUGAUUAUAAUGUCCUUAUUCUAAGUUUAUCAUUUAUGUUUAUUUUUACGGCGUUUCAAACAACUACAAUCAUUGAGGAAAGUAUAUUGAAAAGUGCAAAAAAUGAAAGUCACCAUCCCAGUUCUUUCAAAGCGAGUGGAUAUACCAGUUUGUGUAUUAUCUACGCAAGUUUUUCUCUUUUUAACUGGAUUGCACCUCCAGUAAUUUCCAUGAUUGGAUCAAAGUUUUCAAUGAUGUUGGGAGGAUUUUGUUAUUUGUUUUUCAUUUUCAGUUUGUAUUUUGUAUCAAAGUAUGUAAAGUGUGAUUUGUCUGGUCUACUUUAUGCAGCUUCAGUUGUUGUUGGUUUUGGCGCUGCGGUAAUUUGGACAGCCCAAGGAAGCUACCUUACUUUAAACUCUACAGACGAGACAAUGGGUAGAAAUAGUGGUAUAUUUUGGGCAUUUUUCCAAUGCAGUUUCCUCAUUGGGAGUAUGAUUGUAUAUUUUUGUUUUAAACCCGAAAAUGGAUCAACUCUUAUCAGUCUUCAUCAAAGAUCAAUUGUCCUUUUAAUAUUUAUUGCUCUGUCAGCUUUUGGAACAUUGUUUUUCCUAUUGCUAAGGAAACAGAAAUCGUCAACAGAGAGUGAUCGUCAGGAGAUACUUGUGGUUAACACAAGAGAUUCUGGUACAAGAACAGAAAAGAAAGGAAAUCCUAAAAAGACAUUUGUAAAUUCACUCAAGCUGUUUAUUACUAGACCUAUGUUUUUUCUCAAUGUUGUGUUCAUUUAUACUGGUCUUGAGUUGACAUUCUACAGUGGUGUUUAUGGCACAAGCAUAGGAAACACACUUCAUUUCUCUGAAUCCAAGAGAUUAAUUGGUCUUUGUGGUGUUUUCAUAGGAGUUGGUGAAAUUCUUGGUGGUGGAAUAUUUGGUAUAUUUGGUAAGCGUAUCUCAGCCAAAGGUAGAGAUUCGGCGGUAUUUCUUGGUUUGAUUGUCCAUUAUGUGGCAUUCUUUCUUAUUUUACUUAACUUACCUGAUGAAUCUCCCAAUGGAAGCAGUCACAGAAUGGGAUAUCUAAUCCAGCCAAGUGUUUAUAUUGCAAUGUUCUGUGCAUUUCUUCUUGGUUUUGGAGACAGUUGCUUUAACACACAGAUUUAUUCGUUGCUGGGAAACUUUUAUUCAGAUGAUAGUGCGUCUGCCUUUGCCAUUUUUAAAUUUUCUCAGUCUGUGGCUGCUGCUGUUGGGUUUUUUUACAGUAGUUAUUUAGGCCUAAAGUUUCAACUGUAUAUUCUGAUGAUCACUGGUUUUCUUGCUACAAUAUCCUUUUUUGUUGUUGAAAAGAUGACAAGAUCAAGACCACGAUAUCAGGCAUUUUAAGUUGAAUAGUGCGUAAAAAUAUUAAAUCAAAUAAGUCAAAUUCAAAUGAAAAUGUUUAUUUAUAAAAAUUUCAUAUCAACCUUGUGAUUUAUUACUUAAAAUAGAGACAAUAGUAAACUUUUCUAACUUAACAAUGACAUGUCUUUUGUUUGUAAUUUUCAUUUGCAAGUUACAUUUCUCAUAUUUUAUAUUGUACGUAGCUAGGAUCUGACAAUAUAAUUUAUAUAUAUACAUAUAUCUCAAUAAACAAAGCUAUCUCUUA